Staurois parvus is the source of this 465-nucleotide messenger RNA. Lineage: Eukaryota; Metazoa; Chordata; Amphibia; Anura; Ranidae. The record is from the annotation of a GenBank genome assembly.
UGAUGAUCUGUGUAGCCCCAGCAGUGCCACCUGUCAGUGUUCAUCAGUGUCAGCUGUCAGUGCCCAUCAAUGCCACCUGCCAGUGCCCAUCAGUGCCAAAUCAAUGCCACAUAUCAGUGCCUACCAGUGCACAUUAAUGCCACAUAUCAUUGCCCAUCUGAGCUGCCUUUCAGUGUUACCUAUCAGUGCCAGUCAGUGCUACCUAUCAGUGCCGCCAAUCAGUGCCGCCUAUCAGUGCCAGUCAGUGCCGCCUAUCAGUGCACAUCAGUGCCGCCUAUUAGUGCCCGUCAGUGCUGCCUAUCAGUGGCGCCUAACAGUGCCAUUCAGUGCCACCUAACAGUGCCAUCAGUGCUACCUAUCAGUGCCACAUAUCAGUGCUGCCUAUCAGUGCCAUAUAUGAGUGCUGGCUUUCAGUGCUGCCUGUCAAUGCCCAUCAGUUCCACCUACCAGUGCCUCCUCAUCAGU